GAAAGAGGCAGCCCUUACUGUAAAUACAGGGGUCCUUGGAGCAGUUUCUGCUAACAAAGCUCCAAAAUGGCGGCAGAGGUGUACCUGCUGUGGCUGCUGUCUCUUUUACAGACGCUGUCGGCGUACGGAGCUGAUCUGUCGUCUGAGGCAUGCAGGGAGCUGGGCUUCUCCAGCAACCUGCUGUGCAGCUCCUGUGACCUGCUCGGGGAGUUCAGCCUCACCAAGCUCCAGCCCGGCUGCCGGCAGUGCUGUCAGCAGGAGGCCCAGAUGGAAGCGCGCAAGCUCUAUGCUGGGGCCAUCCUCGAGGUGUGUGGAUGAAAACUGGGGAGGUUCCCCCAAGUCCAAGCUUUUGUCAGGAGUGACAAGCCAAAAAUGUUCAAGGGUCUUCAGAUCAAGUACGUUAGAGGCUCAGAUCCUGUAUUAAAGCUUUUGGACGAUAACGGGAACAUCGCUGAAGAGCUCAGCAUCCUCAAGUGGAACACAGACAGCGUAGAGGAGUUCCUGAGUGAGAAAUUAGACCGGAUAUAGACACAAGAAACCAACUUUUUUUUGUUUGUUUGUUUUGUUUUUAGGCUUUAGUUAAAUGGUCUGUUCACUCAAAUUACAAUCCCUCCAGUGGUGCCUAGGCAUGCAGAUAUUUUCUGUUGAGUGUGCGAGUGGUUUAAAAAUAUCUCUCCAAUAUCACUCAAUACAGUUUUGUUUGUGGUGCUCACAGCAUUGAAAAGUAACAUCUAAAAUACUUAACAGUUCCUGGUUACUAUAUAUCAAGACUUUUUUUUAUUAGAACUACUUUCUACUAAAGAAAUAGUAGCAACAGAGCUUUAUUUCUGGAAACAUUUGUAGAUGUUAAUCUAAUUUUAAGCACCACAAACAAAACAUUCCCCCUUUAUUGUAUUUAGUUUGCAGAAAUCACAAGAGACAGAUCUUUUAACAUUUGAGCACAUUAAACUAAAACUAUCUACAUGGAUAGAGUCUACUAUGGGAAUGUGAGGGAAAAAAUGUUUUUUUGUGGUUUGAGUGAACUGCGCCGUUAUUUACAAAUUUGUACACACCUUGGCCUUGAUGGACGGUUGUGAAAUCACUGCUCUAUAUGACAGUUUUUGUAUCUGGGAAAUGAUGAAUUUUGUGUCCGAGUUUUACCAAAUAACUUAUGUGAAAGUGUAAAAACACAUAAUCACAGAGCCCAUAUGGGCAGCACAUCCAAAAUAAUGACCAACAUUACAGAUGAAUCAUGGCUCAAAGUGGGUCCAUUUAGAUUUAAAAAUCAAUGCACACCUGACUUAUUAUUGUCUACCUGUGGGAGUUUCUGUUUCCCUCCUGUUAGUCUGAUAUUCUUGUAUACUUUUUUUUUUUUUUUUUUAUAACUUGACAUUGUGACUGAUGGGGUUUGUAGUGAGAAUGAAUCCUAGUUGCUCUCCAAAUGCAGAAGUCUUUGCUGAAUCACACAUUAGUGAAGACCUCACAGUAAACCAAUGCUGGGAUGUGAGGUCUGAUGUAUAUUUGUGUUUUUUUUUUGGCCUCUUUAGCUUUGAAGAGAAACUGGAUUUAUUUUGGAUGCUUGUUUUUGAGCGAGUGUGGUGACUGUUUAAAUAUGCAACAAUAAACAAAGUCUCUGAUGGUU
Larimichthys crocea (large yellow croaker) is the source of this 1621-nucleotide messenger RNA. It is a transcript of the gene selenof, whose product is annotated as selenoprotein F. Gene Ontology annotation, cellular component: endoplasmic reticulum lumen. NCBI's taxonomy places the organism in Eukaryota, Metazoa, Chordata, Actinopteri, Sciaenidae. The transcript has 5 exons. The record is from RefSeq and is a predicted model, not a curated record. Gene Ontology annotation, molecular function: oxidoreductase activity.